Molecule: messenger RNA, 1929 nt
Organism: Rhipicephalus sanguineus (brown dog tick)
Lineage: Eukaryota; Metazoa; Arthropoda; Arachnida; Ixodida; Ixodidae
Exons: 2
Coding region: 1-1929 (642 amino acids)
Source: RefSeq, a predicted model, not a curated record
AUGGCGAUCACGCCCUUCCUGCGGAAGUUGAGGCGCAAGUUCCGAUUGGUAUCGGUGCUCAGAGCAGUCCUCCUCUGCGGCGCUGGCCAUUGCCUGUGGACUUCCUUUUUCAAGUCAUCGUCAGGGGAUUCACGUUCGUACGGCGAGCAGUGGGAGCGACCUGUUCCAAUAGGCUACCGCAUUCGCACUUCGGGCUGCACGCUUCCAAGGUUCGACCCAUUCGAUCCGACGGUCAAGCCUUUCAUCCGGCGCAGCUUCAAGCGCGCCCAGUGUCCAGGAAAACCCAACUUUCUCACCUUAAGAAACGGGUUUCCAUCCAUACUUCCACGGGGCUUGGAGGAACACGGCGUGCUUCCAGAGGACCUCGUUUGCUUCUACAACGAAAUAUACCGUAACGCAUACGGGGCUGCUCCAGACAAGCGUUACAUGAAAGGAAAAAGAAAGAAUCUGUCGUUCGACAGGGCGCUGGAAGAGGAGUUUGUCCUUGUAGAAUGCGCCACAAAGAAGUCUCCGGAGAGUUCAUUUCACAGACAGUUCCUGUUGAACCCACUCCUCAAGAAGAACGUGGAGCAGCGAUGCCGAAGGGCGCGCAGACGGACGCCACACAACCUCAGCGUUAUAAUGCUCGGUCUCGACUCGGUUUCGUACUUGAACUUGGACAGGUACUUACCGGAGACUGCGAAGUUUGUGCGAGAGAAACUAGGCGCUUUCGAGCUCCAUGGAUACAACAAAGUUGGGGAGAACACAUAUCCAAACGGAGUUGCCUACCUCGCAGGUCUUAAGGUCUUCGAAGCGGAUCAGGAAAAAGAGUUCGGAUUUUACGAUAAGCUGAGUUCAAGAUUAAUCUGGCGUCAAUAUUCAUCACGCGGCUACAGGACCAUGAUGAUAGAAGAUUGGGUGCGUCUAGGAUUAUUUUCUACGCUCUCGACCAAUGGUUUCCGGCGCCAACAAACCGACUACUACCCGCGACACGUCGUCAUGCUCAUGGAAGAGCUAAACAAGCCCGUAGAAGAUGAUCUGAGCUGCUUGGGACCCACAACACACACCCAAGAACUUCUCGAUUAUCUUGCCAAGUUCGUGAAAGUAAUGUUGAAGCGGCCGUUCUUCGUAUUCGCCUGGUUCGUCGACAUAACACACGAAAGGCUCAACAACGCAGCCUAUGCAGACGAGCCCUUCCGGCAACUGCUCGAAGCUCUUCUCGCUUCCGGCACACUCAACCACACAGUGCUCGCUUUCUUCAGCGACCACGGAAUGCGCAAAGGAAACAUUCGUACGACGUACAUUGGAAGGCUGGAAGACAUUCAGCCUUUCGCCUUCCUCGUCUUUCCGCCGUGGUUCCUGGAGAAGAAUCCCGAGGCAGCUCGGAGCCUUCGUGUCAACCAGCAUCGCCUGACGACGCCCUUCGACUUGCACGCGACGCUCGUCGAGCUGCUGGACUAUCCCGUCCGCAAGAGACCGCGUACUGCAUACGGGCUUAGCUUGUUUAACGAGAUACCGGAACAGAGGACGUGCGACGAUGCGUCUAUUAAGCAUAAGUGGUGCUCGUGCAAUGUUCAGGUUGAUGCUGCCGUAUCCGGUACUCUGGCCCGGGCAAUGGCACAUAAGGUUGUUUCUCACGUCAACGAGGUCUUAGCGCGAGUGACGCGAAAAUGUGCUGAGUACCAAUUGAUCCGGGUUAUCGACGUCACGUUGCUGCAGGCGACAGCGGCUGAUCUCGCAAGGAACACAACUCAUUAUUUGGUCGAUGUCAUGCUGUCGCCUGGAAAUGUCAUCUUAGAAAGCAUGGUACACGUUCUUGGUGGCAAUGUAGUUAAGGUUGAGGAUGCUAGCCGCUGCGACAGUUACAAGCGACACAUCUACUGCAUGCAUCAUGGACACCAGCUUGUGGAAUUCUGCUACUGCCGCCGUAAUUACGGUGGACAAAUGUGA